AUGUGGGACGAUGUGAUAGAGAAGGUAAAAAAUAUCAUAUAUAGGCAUGAAGAGAAAGAGCUCACGGAGGGUUCUGAAUUUUAUGAUGUAGUCUAUGCAAUACUAACAGAUAGAUGGACUAAAAGCUCUUCACCGCUUCAUUGCUUGGCUCAUUCACUAAAUCCGAGGUAUUAUAGUGACACAUGGCUUAGUGCCGCUCCGAAUCGUAUUCCUCCUCAUCUUGAUAUUAAGCUAUCGGAAGAAAGAAAUAAGUUCCUCAAACGAUACUUUCCAUCAAGUGAAGCAAGAACAGCGGUAAAUAUUGAAUUUGCUCGCUUUUCGGGGCAAAUGGAUAUUUUUGGUUGUCCCGAUUCCGUGGAAGAAAGAGGCAUUAUGGAACCACGAAUGUGGUGGAUUGUUCGUGGAGCUUCAGCAACAAAUCUCCAAAAAAUAGCUUUGAAACUAUUAAGCCAACCUUGUUCUUCUUCUUGUUGUGAGCGAAAUUGGAGCACAUAUUCCUUUAUUCACUCAAUUCGAAGGAAUAAGAUACUACCAAAACGAGCGGAAGAUUUAGUUUUUGUGCACAACAAUCUUAGGCUUCUUUCAAGAACGAAUGAACAUUACAAAUAA
Messenger RNA from Impatiens glandulifera, 609 nucleotides. RefSeq lists its product as uncharacterized. The record is from RefSeq and is a predicted model, not a curated record. Gene Ontology annotation, molecular function: protein dimerization activity. Lineage: Eukaryota; Viridiplantae; Streptophyta; Magnoliopsida; Ericales; Balsaminaceae. The transcript has 2 exons. Bases 1 to 609 code for a protein of 202 amino acids.